This is a messenger RNA of Solea senegalensis (Senegalese sole), 1919 nucleotides long. RefSeq names its product eukaryotic translation initiation factor 3, subunit Jb (gene eif3jb). Lineage: Eukaryota; Metazoa; Chordata; Actinopteri; Pleuronectiformes; Soleidae. Gene Ontology annotation, molecular function: translation initiation factor activity. The transcript has 8 exons. The record is from RefSeq and is a predicted model, not a curated record. Gene Ontology annotation, cellular component: cytoplasm; eukaryotic translation initiation factor 3 complex. Bases 96 to 836 code for a protein of 246 amino acids.
GACGUUCAACGUGUGGGAGCUGUUUCAGAGCGUGGCCAGCGGGCUGCAGCACUGACUCCACUGUGAGCCUGUCAAACACAAGCAACACAGCCGACAUGGCGGACUGGGACGCUGACAAUUUCGAGCCUGAGGAGCCGAUUAAAACGGCGGCAGCGGCAGCAGCAGCAGCAGUGCUGGACAAAUGGGAAGGCGAAGACGAAGAGGAAGAUGUUAAGGACAAUUGGGAUGAUGAGGAGGAAGAGGAGAAAAAAGGAGAGAUAAAAAAGCCUGAGACUAAGGUUUCUGAAAAGAAAAAGUUGAUUGAGAAAAUUAAAGAGAAAGAAAAUCGGUUAAAGAAAAAACAAGAAGAGCUAAAACAGAAGGAGCUGAAGACUGAGCAAGAAGAGCUCACUCCUGAAGAACAGCUCGAAGAGAAGUUAAGAGUGAAGAAAUUACAAGAGGCUGCAGACUUGGAACUUGCAAACGAUGCUUUUGGUGUCACCAAUGUUACUGGGAUCGAUGCCAUGUGUCCAUCGUCCAAAGAGGACUUCACAGAGUUUGAAAAAUUGCUGAAAGAAAAGAUAUCCCAUUUUGAAAAGUCUGUGCAUUAUUCAAGUUUCUUGGAUUCAUUGUUUCGGGAACUCUGUAUUUCAUUGGAAGUAGAGGACUUGAAGAAAGUCAGUAAUUCCCUUUCAGUCCUACUCAGUGAAAAGCAGAAACAAGAAAAACAAAACAAAGGAAAGAAGAAGAAGAAAGGGGUAGUAGCUGGUGGCGGUUUGAAAGCACAGCUGAGAGAUGACCUUGACUAUGCACAGUUUGAUGGUGGUUACGCCCAAGACUAUGAGGACUUCAUGUGACGCUGGCUCCAUCACCACUGCCCUUUUCUUCUCCCACCCUAUAGAAAUCCAGCUCUACCUUCUCAUGCUGUCCAGUGCCAUCCUGGAAAAUCUGAACUAUGUGUUGCCCCCAUCAUUUUGCUUCAAUGACCAGAGGGACUAUACCAGGGAGCAUCCCGUCUCACCAACUCAUUGUGUUCAUACAUAUGGAAUUGCCUUUUGUCUGUCUCAUUCAGCCUCGACUCUCACACACAUACUCAUUAUCUAGUAUCUGUUGGGUGAUCCAGCUUCAAUGGAGAAUACUUUGUAACUGCUGUUGUCUGAGUUUUGCAGGGCUCAUUUUAUAAUGAAUGACGCCUCUGUCAAAAUGGCAGAUAUAGUAUUGCAGUUAUAAGUGUACUGACAUAGAAACACGAGGUUCUAUGCAAAUUCGUAAACCAGAAUGUCAUGUAUAUAUUAUAGGUCUCACUUACCUGUGGUUGGUUUUCUCACAGGGAAGUAUAUAGUAUCUAUAACUUUGGUUGCCAAAAGCAGAACAAUUAUUCAGUACAUUAGUCACCUUUAUCUCUGGAAGGAUUGCAUUGUGUGUGAUGAGUCCGAUGCAUCAUGUAAGUAGUUGUAAUAUUACAGAGAGCACACGACAUUCAUUGUAAGAUAAAAGGGAUAGACGACAAGUGUAAUCGACGUGACUCUAAAACUUCACAGCCAUUCUCUUGAUAACAUCUCUGGAAUAUCCUUGAAAAAUUGAAGCAACGAGUGCUUAUAGAUAUUUUUUGUGCAUGACAAAAGCAAUUUACUAAUUUGAUUUGUACUAAUUCAGAAAAAGUAUGGAUCAGGGAAAUGGAUUUACUUGGUACUCUUGGUCUCCUAAUCAUUGCUUCUGCAGGCUUGUAUCAAGUGUGAUGAGGAGCGGGGGUUUAUGGGCUUCACCCCACCAUGUCUUCAUAUGGGCUACAGUUAGUUGAAAGGGGUGUCUCCUUUUCUUUUGUAACAGCUGACCAGUUUUAAUGUUACAUGGACAAUUGGAUACAUUACAAUAUGGGGAAUACAGCAUCUGCAGUGUUUUAUAAACAUCUAAUUUAAUAAAUCACUGGUCAAAAUGAA